CAUUGCGCUGUCUGGACUUCACGGAGAGAGCGUCUGACCAAUUAGCUGGCUGUCUGGCUGCACCGAAAGGGUGAGUGUCUACCGAGGCCCAAUCAGCAUCUCAGUGCUGCCUGCCGGUGCCGGGGACUGGUGGUGAGGGGCUGCUGCAACGCGUCAGGACCGGACCGUGAACCCGGAGACGCUACACACUGAGGCGAAAGGAGAUACAGGAUGGAGCAGAUGUCUGAGGAGGCGCUGAGGCUGAACCUACUUAAGCGAGGCCUUGAGUCAACCAGUGAGCGAGAAGAGGCGUUGGCCAAGCGCCUCAAAAUGGAAGGUCACGAGGCCAUGGAGCGCCUGAAGAUGCUGGCGCUUCUUAAACGCAAGGACUUAGCUGACCUAGCAGCCCUAGAUGUUGCAGGGACCUUGGGAGAUGGAAAAGGCCCUGGAGCCAGCAGCCUCCAUCAUCAGAGCCUGAUGGGUGCUGCUUAUGAGGAGAAGUUAAAUGGGAGUCUGAGGCUGGGAAGCCACAGUAGCCCCGUUGGACCAAGUAAGAAUGGAAAGGAGAACAUCCUGGAUGAGCCAGUCGACAUGAGCGCUGGGAGAAGAUGUGAUGCUGAUCAUGACAGACGAACUCCGUCACCGGAUGUCAUCAUCCUGUCAGACAACGAGGCUUCCAGUCCCAGAACAACACCUCGGCCCGAGGAGCGUGUGCACAAGGCUAACCUGGACAUGUUCAAGGGGAAAACAGGAGAGGAGAGGCAGCAGAUGAUCAAAGCUCUAAGAGAAGAGCUUCGUCUGGAGGAGGCUCGUCUCGUGCUGCUGAAGAAGCUCAGGCAGAGUCAAAUGCAGAAGGAGAAUGUUGUCCAGAAGGUCCCAGUGGUCCAGAAUGCUGCAUCAUCUGUGCAGCCUCCUCCCAUCCACAGCUCUCCUGUCCUGGGGAAGCUACCUGUGAGGCCAGGUCUACACAACCCUGAGCCCCAGAACCUCCGCACUGCACAGGGUCACACAGUCAUCCGGUCAGCAGCUAAUGCCAACUUGCCCCCCAUAUUGAUGUCUCAGCGAGUGAUAGCACCCAACCCUGCCCAGCUGCAGGGCCAGAGGGUCACGUCCAAACCUGGGAUGUCUCGUUCCAGUUCCAGCAGCAUGGCUAAUGCUGUCAGCUACCAGCAGGCCAGUCAGGUGGCAGCUUCCCAGCGCUCAGGCUCCAGUGCCAUGUACAUGAACCUGGCCCACAUGCAAGCAGCAGCAGCUGGGGCCAGCGGGGUGGCCGGCGGUCUGGGCGGAGCUUCGGCCGUCAGCCCAUCCACCAUGUCUGGUUCAGCCAGCGGAGCAGUGAGCUCCAUGGCAGACCAGGCGAGCAGUCAGGCAGCAGCCAAGCUGGCCCUAAGAAAGCAGCUGGAGAAAACCUUAUUGGAGAUCCCUCCACCCAAACCCCCAGCCCCUCUCCUGCACUUCCUGCCCUCUGCUGCCAACAGUGAGUUCAUCUACAUGGUGGGCCUCGAGGAGGUGGUGCAGAGUGUGCUCGACAGUCAGGGUAAACUCAGAGGGACGCUGGCCCGUCUGGAGCCUUUCUUCUGCGCCCAGUGCAGAACUGACUUCACCCCCCACUGGAAGCAAGAGAAGAGCGGGAGAAUCCUCUGUGAGCAGUGCAUGACAUCCAACCAGAAAAAGGCUUUGAAGGCAGAGCAUACCAACAGGCUGAAGAAUGCCUUUGUGAAGGCCUUACAACAGGAGCAGGAGAUCGAACAGAGGCUGCAGCAGCAGGCUGCACUCUCUCCCAGCUCAGUCCCUACGAACGCCUCCAAGUCUGACACCAUGAUCCGACAUCAUGCCCUCCGCCAGGCUCCCCAGCCUCAGGCCUCCCUGCAGCAAGGGCUGUCGAACUCGGCACGAGGGGUCCUGUCCAAUUUUGCCCAGGCCUCCCAGCUGUCAGUGGCCAGCAGCCUCAUGGGCAUGACUAGUGCCAAGCAUUGUGGCAGCAGCGGAGGCAGCAGCAACAGCAGCAGUAACAGACUGCAGCAUGACAACCGUCGGCAGAUCUACAACAUCCCAGGGUUAAACAUUGCCUAUCUGAACCCAGCGGCUGUCGGAGCCCAUAAGAGCUCCAGCUUAGCAGACCGGCAGAGAGAGUACCUGUUGGACAUGAUCCCGCCUCGAUCCAUAUCGCAGUCGAUCACUGGACAGAAAUGAGCCCUGUCCAGCUCUUGCCCCUUGAAGCCACCUUCAUCUUCAUACCUAAACCAUACCGAAGCACUCCUAAAUCAGUCGAUACCCUCUCCUCUUCACCUCUCAUCGCAUGCAGUGCCUGUCCAUGUGCCUACCUUAAACUGACCCAUAAAAACCCCACCAAGUUGGACAAGGACUCUAAACUACCAGUGCAUUUGACAUGCUCUUAAUAUAGUAAAAUCCUUCUUCUUCAGUCUAUUUAAGAAUUAUAAUUCCCCUUAUUAUAACUGGUGGUAGCAUUAUUAUUCCUACAACUACCAUAUUUGCUUCUGUUACUAUUACUCAUUAUGCUUUUUCCUUUUGAUAGUUUGUUUUUCUGCUGUUUAUCCUUUACUCUGGGUAGUGACGGCCUGUUGUUGUCGGGUUUCUUUAGGCCAAGGUCAUAUAGGAUUUUUUUUUUCUUUAUAAUUUGUCCUAAAGCUUAGCUGCGACUGUUGCUAGUAACAGAAGAUCAAGAUGAUACGUUCUGGUUGCUAUGCAACUUACAAGCUUUGUAAAAUAGUCUCGACUUGGAUGAAACAGUGGAAAAUCCCGAUGGGUACAAAAACAGACAAUUUGAGGCUCUGCAUGCUCUUGAAAAGAGGAUGAAGAACCCAUUUUAAAAAUGGAAAACCUGGAGGGAGGGAAGGAGGGAGCAGCAGAGCACCCACACCUGUACAAUCUCCCUAAAAGGGCCUGCUUCACAGUGACACACAGCCAAAAUUCUGAUAUGCUAAACUUAAGCUUCAGGACAGCGCCGGAGAUUCUGCCACCGACAGAGUUAAUGAACUGGAAGCGAGCGACAGACGAAAGCAAAAGAAAAUCCUAUGUGAUCAGUGUUCGGAUAAUCUUUCCUUUGCUUCCACCGUUGUUCACGAAAAGCUUCUUAUCAGGUUCUUCAUUUCAGAUUGAAACAGUAACACACUUUUUUAUGCUGGAUGAUACUUAAGUUGUACUAAUCAAGAUGGACAGUCACAGCAGUUUACCAUCUGCCUCUUCAGGAGACCAGCAGUCAGUCGAAACUCCAGCAAGAAGGAAGCUGACAGGCCGAGUCUGUCGUCUGUGUACCUGCCAAGUAUUCAGGCUGCUGAUGCUCUUCAUUCAGACAGAAACCUGUUGGUCCCAUCCCAUUUCACUAUUUGCCAGUGACCUACUAAACCACCUCACCCAUGCUCCCCACCCCAACCCUUUGGCUGUUCAGUAUGCACAGACUGAACCCUUUUUACCCCGCUGUUCCUCGUGGCAUCGCAUAUUCUUUGAGAGAGCGAAAAGACCUCAAAGCUAAAGGUGGAAGCAUAUUUUGUGCGUCCAAACCACAGACUCUGUAACUACAAAUCUGGGUUCUUCUUCUUUUUAUAUUUUGGUUUUUAGAUUAUUUUCUAAAUGUUGUGCAACACCCAUUCCCAAAUCCUAACUACUAUUCCCAUCCCUACCUCAUCCCUUUUUGUUUGUUUGUUUGUUUAAACUUUAUGCGGCGUCUCCUAAUAAAAUGGUUGCGUACCUGAGAGGUACAGCUGCCGGAGACGAUAAUAAUCAACAUAAAACAGAAACUAUUAAAAUGUCUGUAUGGAUUAUGUAUAGAUACCUAGCUUCAGAGAAAAAGGAUGUGGAUUUUAUCUUUUAAGAAGAGGCAUGGCUCAAUCAUGGUGUGUAUGCUCUGCACACACGUUUCCUCACUCCAAAGGAGCACUGUGCAUAUUUCAAAUUAGAUUUUUUUGUAUGGAGAGAAAUUAAGAGUGGCUGCGGUCUGGAUGCUGGCUGACGGCUAACCAGAGUCCGGUGAGAUGCUCCGAGUAGCCUGGAUUUCAUCGAGGUUUGUUUUGUGUUUCUCAUUUUGUUUUAUUUACAGGCUCAUGUUUUUUCAUCAUAAUCCCCAUCAGAUGUGUUUACAUGCUUUUAAUGUUCAAAAACACUUUAUGAUCCUGCAGUUCUACAAAUGCUCCGUUUGAGUGUCUGUGGCUUUGAAGCCCUCCUUCCAAAAUUCCAAUUCUGCUCUUAUUGGUCAGCUGUGAUGACAAAAGCAAGACAAAGUUGGUUACAUAGGUAAACACAUGUUGCUUCUAUCCCUGUGGGUGCUAACUGAAAUCACAGCAGAGCUUACGUUGGUCUUGAUGGGUGUUGUUUGUCACUACUUGUUCUGUUGUUGACAACAUGAACAGGAGGAAGUCGAUGAAAACAGGUUUGUUUGGAACGUCUCUUGGUUGAAAUAGCUCUCAGUUAGCAUGUUAGCAUGCCCGAAUGGUAAAUGGACUGGUUCUUAUGUAGCGCUUUUCUACUCUAUCUGAGCACUCAGAGCGCUUUACACAACUCGUUGAUUCACCCAAUCACACAAGCACUUUUCUAAGUUUUAAGUGUUGUCUUAACUAACAUUCAUACACACAUUCACACCGAUGGAUGCAUCAGAGAGCAACCUGGGGUUAAUAUCUUGCCCAAGGAUAUUUGGCAUGCAAACUAGGAUCAAACCACCAACCUUCCCAUUAGUAGGUGACCUGCUCUGCCACCUGAGCUACAGCCACCCCACCUGAGCUACAGCCAGGUGCUGCCACCUGCUCUGCUGCUGGUGUGUCUUGCUGUUCUACCAGUUAUUACUCGUUGACCUUUGAAACAUGCACAAAGAAGUUAUCUAACACACUAAAUGAAGUUUGGAGAAAUGCUGAAAGGGGCACUCAACUUGUUGAUAAAAGACUAAAUCCUAAUUUGCUCUCUGCAAAUGUUGGACCUCAGUCCCAGCUUUCAUUUCACUGGUGCCCAGUUUGUACAUGUAUCUAAAAGAUGGAAUUACUCCACUCAUAUUCUGACGCAUAACCCUUACAGAGCCCAGCGUCAGGCCUCACACCGCAUUCUCACUCUAUUUAAAUUCAAAGUAAAGCAAGAGUGUCAUGUGACAGAUCACUGCAGCAAGUGUGCUGUUGGUAAUGGACCGGUUCUUACACAGCCUUUUGCUACUGAACCUAAGCACUCUGUGCGCUUUAUACAACAUAACCUCAUUCACCCAAACACUUUCUCUUUUUGCUAAAAUGUUUUCUAUCUAACAUUCAUACUGUGAUGGAUGCAUCGGAGCACAACUCAGGCUUAGUAUCCUGCCCAAGGAUGUUUGACCUGAGCAGCCAGGAAUUGAACCACCAACUCUCUGAUUAGUAGUUGAUCUCCUGCUCGACCUCCCGAGCUACAGCCGCCCCUUUAUUUGUGUUUGUGUAAAAUUAUCUAUUGUUGUUGUUCUUUGGUCGCACAUCAGUUACAGAGUUCUUAUUGCAAACUAAAUUCCAUCUCAGUCCCAGGAUAGAUCAUGUUUACCAUUUGUUAAAGUGACAGCACUCGUCGUUCAGAUGGAGAACUGUUGGCAUGUUACACACACGAUAGUGAAAAUAGUGAGAAGAACCAAUCGUUCAAUGUUAUUAAGAACAGACUCUUUGCCUGUUUCAGGCUUCACCUCAAACGCUACAGCCCAUCUUCUCGCUGUGCUCUGGAUAAGAAAUAGUGGAAGUUGGUGACAUAAAAUGUCACUGGGCUCCUGCUUUUUACAUAAGCAGCUCUCAAAGAUGCAGCAGAGUCAUGUGCAGUGUUAGGAAAUGUUAUUUCUUCCAACGUAGUUUUGGAGUUGUGACGACAAAGUGAGCCAGGUUGAGAACUGCGGUGCUGUCAAAUUAACAGAACUAGGCAUCUGAUGGUGUUAAUCCCCUUUUAUCUAUUUAUCAUGUAAGUGUGUGUUUUCACAAACCAUUUGAAGUAUUUUCAUGAUGACGUCGAUGGUUUUGCUCAGGACAAAACCUCUAAACCUGCCCCAAACCCCAAUCUGUCAGUUGCUUUUUCACAGUUAGUGAGCGCGCUGUUGUUAGACGGUCUCAAACUAUCAUAACCAACAGUGUUAGAUUAUGGUUGGAUACUGACCGAUCUGAACACCUACAGACAGCAGGCAAAAAGCUCGUUUUCCCAUAAAUUUGUCCUUUUUUCUUCUUUCUUUUUUGGUUAUCUUGCCUCAGUGGACCACCACAGUGGAUUUAAAAUCAAGGUGUUAUUGAGAUGCAGACUUUGUUUUAAUUCAAGGGGGUUAAACAAAAAUAUUGCAUCACCUGUUGAAUCUUUUUUACAUCUUUCAGAGGCUCAAAAGUAUUUGGACAGACUGCUAUAAUUUUAAAUGUCAGGAUUAUUUUUAAUACUUACUACUGAAAAUCCUGUGCUGUCAAAGACUGCCUGAAGUCUCAAACUCACGGACAUCACCAAAUGUUUCCUCCAUCAUGAUACUCUGCCAGGCCUUUAUUCCAUUUACUCCAGCUGCCUUCAGGCGUUGCUUUUUGUGUGUGUUUGCCUUAAUACUCUGUUGGGUUGGGAUCAAUGUCUAACUGACUCGGACAUUAAAGACCAUCCCAUUUCUUUGUCUCGGAAAAACUCUAGGGUUGCUCUUGCAGUAUGCUUUGGGACAUUGUCCAUGUGCACUGAGGUAUCAUCCAAUCAGUUUUGGAGCAUUUGGCUAAAUCUGAGCAGAGAGAUCCUGUACACUGCAGAAUUCAUCCUGAUGCUUCUGUCAGCGGUCACGUCACCAAUAAGUUCAGUUUUCAGGCAUACAUAUGUAUGCCAUAACACUGCCUCCACCAGCUCUUUUAGAUAUUCUUUGUAAAUAUCUCAUCUGUCCUGGUUGAUAGAGCGUAACCACAUUUGGACCUCGUGUUGAGAGUCCCUAUGAACAGCUAAGUACAAUUUCAACACUCACCAUUAAUUCCACAUCUGUUAUCUCCUUUGUCAGGGAAUAAUGAGGGAGUCUGACCACGAAUCUGCUUGUCUGUCAGCUGUCCAGUUACUUUUGACCCUUGAAGAAUCAGUCAAUGCAACACUUUUGUGAAUCCCCUUGAAUUAAAUCAGAAAGUCUUUGGUUUUGUCACAUCUUGAUUUGGUUUAAAGUCCACUGUCGUGUGCAAAGGCAAAAUUUCAUGGUCCAAAACCCUAUGGAAAUAACUGUAUGAUGGUGGUGUUGAAGAAGGUUUGGGAGGGAAAAUGAGCAAUCUUCAUAACUGUAAUGGCGCUGUGCAGACAUCAGCAGGUUAUAUGACAAAUACAUCAUUCAGACUGCAGUCGAAAGAACUUCAUGUAUUUAGCAUACCCUCUCAUAAUCUAAGCAAGAAGGACGUGUUCAGGUCAAGUCUUUGGUGUUGUUGGUGACAACACUCGGGUAUUUCAAGCAGUGUUCAGUUAAUGUGCAGUAUUAUUCACAGCACACUGUCCCUCCUGUGAAAGUCUGUCUCAAACUAGCAGCUGUUACUACUUAAUCUGUGAGAUUUGAAGUCUGAUGCAUGCAGAUUACUGAUAAUGAUCUGCGACAGCAUCCCGGCAGAUUCAGAUUAUUGAUAGGGACCUCGGACUAACGUGUAGUGAAACAUGGCUGAAGUGAGGCCAGACCUGUUGCAGAGGAAUCCACAUGACCUGACACGACCUUUGGCCGCCAUGUUGGAUUUCUUCAGCUCUCGGGUACCAGCUGAUGUUUCUCACAGAAACGUUUACCUCUGUUUUUUCUGUACGGUGUAUGUGUUUGAAUGGAGUAGUCACAGAUUACAGUUGUUCCUGUACAGUUGAUCCUUUGGUUUAUGACUGAGCAGCUGCAUAACUGCAUUCAGUUUCCUGUUCAUUGAAAAGUGUUUGUUUGCUAAUGCACAUGUAACUGCUCCUUUUUAAAAAUGAUUCACAUAUUGCAACUUGACAUUGGCAUUUAGCUUAAAGCACUGCUGUGUUCAAGUAAAAGGCACAUGGGUAAUGUGAAUGUACGAGCAAGAGAAGUGAUGGUAGGAGUUGAAACCAAAAAUACAGUUUUAAGAAAACAGAUAAAAGAGCUUCUCUCUAAAGUACUUCAGCACUUCAUCAGCUAAUCUGUGCAAGUCGGUCACAGUAGUCUUUAAUUAGUCCACCAGCCAAGAAAAACAUGUUGGAUACCGGUUAAUGAAAAUCACCUGUAAGCUGCACACGGGACAAUUUUUGGUCCAUAAAGAGAGCAGCGGCAAAGUUAUGACAGAGGUGUGCACGUUCAAACCAUUACAUGUAUGUUGAACACAGUGGGAAGCAAAACUAUCCAAAAACAUUGAGUUUUGCAUCUGAAAACACUUUGAAUGGUCAGAUUACAGUAACAACGUCCUGAGCUUCUUCACAGCUCAGGACAUUGUUGUAGUUCACUGUUAGGACAACGGUGACCCACGGAAAAUUCAGUGUUUCCUCUAAUGCCAUAUUCCUAGUUUUAGAGCUUUUAGUUUUCCCCUCUCCCUAAUUCAGCUGUUUUCUCACAUGUGCAUCUUAUAGCCUACUAACAAUCAAAAUGUAUUAUAUUGUUAUUGACACGGGGAUAGAAGUUUCAGUGUUCAAAUCCACAGAUUAUGGCUGAUUUGUCUUACUCUCGUUUCUGAAAUUUGCUUAAAUAUGAAGGUGGGUGCUGUAACAUAGUCGGGUCUUUAUUUUCUGCCAGAAUCUAAGCCCUGUAGCCCUACAGUGAACCCGCUGACUAAUAAAGGCUGUAUGAUACAGUAAUGUCAACUUUUAUUACAGUGUUGCUGAACUAAUCCUAAGCAAGUAUCGGUACCGAGUCGGCUCUCUGAUGAAGCUCCAUGUGGCUGAGAUCUGUAACCCCUGCAUCAUCUACAUGCGUAUAGUGGUUGUGCGGGUUUUUUUGUUUGUUUGUUUGUUUUGUUGUGUGUUCUGGUUGUGUCCAAGUAAUCCAGACCUGCCUGUCACUACUACAGAAUGAUCCAGUGACAAACAGUCCACAGAGAGCGAUCCCAGAUCCCUGCUGUGAGCUGGCACUAUGUGUAUAAAGCUAGACUGAGCUGAAAGGGAGACAAAAUUGUGGGACAUUUGAAAUUGGAUGUAGCAAAACGAUAGCUGAAAUCUAUUUUUGCUCCAACUCCUGGUUCGAUCUAUCUCUACUUUAGCUGCAAAGCUAAAGUUUAAAUGACAAAAUAAGCUCCCGUCUCUCUUUUUGCAGAUGCAUCUAUACAUCUUUGUAUUUGAACUUCGUUCUUUUCAACAUCACUUUUUAGAUUUUCAAGUCAUUCUUUAUUCUAAGGAUUUGUUGAGUUUGUUUUCUUUCUGUCGCAGUUAAAAAAAAAUAUUGACUAUGAAAUAAAUGACACAAUAUUUGCUAGGUUUUAAGUAAUAAUGACUUAUUGUACAUAUGCAUUUUUUCCUCCGUUACUGAAAAAAGAAAUUAAAUGGUUGUACAUUGUGUAGAAAAGCAAACAAAAAGCCAUGAAUAUUGUGAAGCUUGUCAUUUCGUUUUGUGAUCACUGUGUAUUAUUGUGUAACAAAUGUGCAAAAUGUUUGGGAUUCUUUUUCUUUCCCCCGUUCUGCUUCUUGAAGCACCCUUGCUGGUUGCAUUUGCUGUUAUUUUGAACUAGUUAGCGUUUGCAGGAAAGUGCUCACUGGUUCAGAUCAAAAUGGUCUGAAACUCCCGUCUGAAUACUUGUUCACCAUUGAGGCAUUAAACUUUAGUUACGUUCAAAUCACUUGUUGAUGGAAACACUUUGAUUGGUCGGACUCGGUGGGCCUACCCCUCACUGUCAGAACGCCGUCACGUUGGCGAAACCACCUCUCUGUAAUUACGUUUCUGUGUUUUGAUGGAAACGAUACUGCUCAGCAGUUUGUUACACGCAGGCAGAAAGUGGAUAUAUACGAACCACUAAGACGCAGAUUCUUACAACUGUUGAAACUUUUUGUUUGUUUAGCUUUUUGUAAAGAAGCGCUCGCCCUGAAUCAGUGACCACUUUUUCUGCCAACACCAGCAUACAACACGUAUGAUACUGUACUGUUUGGCUUUAUCUUCUAUUAAUUGUUGUUGCUAAUGCAGGGAAUGAUUUAACUGCAAAAUCAUUGUUUCUUUUUGCAUAGUGUUGACAAUUUUAAAUAUCUGGGAAGUAGGAACGAAUGAUAAAACGGACCAGAGACUAAUCAGACUAAUUUUUGUUUUACUUGCAUCAAUCCUGACCUUUUGCACAUACUUGAUAUUUAACGGUCUUCAAAAAAAACGUCAAGAAAAUAAUGCUGUUUGAAUACUGCCAGUUGAUUGACAAUUAUGCAUUGAUUGAAAAAAAAAAAAAUAAGCUAAUUUUGGAGGAAAUAACUUUGUAAUAUUUAUCUCUUGCAAGCUAUGUUUAAUAAAGGUUGAAACAAUUUGCUUCAAA
Molecule: messenger RNA, 10340 nt
Organism: Oreochromis aureus
Lineage: Eukaryota; Metazoa; Chordata; Actinopteri; Cichliformes; Cichlidae
Gene: gatad2b
Product: GATA zinc finger domain containing 2B
Exons: 11
Coding region: 211-2172 (653 amino acids)
Biological process (GO): negative regulation of transcription by RNA polymerase II
Cellular component (GO): NuRD complex
Molecular function (GO): sequence-specific DNA binding
Source: RefSeq, a predicted model, not a curated record